This is a messenger RNA of Plasmodium gaboni, 1491 nucleotides long. Its product is annotated as putative membrane protein. The transcript is spliced from 15 exons. The record is from RefSeq and is a predicted model, not a curated record. The annotation marks the transcript as partial. Gene Ontology annotation, biological process: protein maturation. NCBI's taxonomy places the organism in Eukaryota, Apicomplexa, Aconoidasida, Haemosporida, Plasmodiidae. Gene Ontology annotation, cellular component: endoplasmic reticulum membrane.
GUUGAGUUUCUUGUAGGAUUAGAUAAAGGAUUAUUACCAGUUGAUAAAUAUUUAACUGAGAUUAAAGAAAAAAUUGAAUGCAUCAAUUUGGGUGUUGUAAAAAAUGUCAUUUAUUCUGUAUAUUCAUUUUGGGAAUAUGUCAUAAGGAAAAGGAUAAAAAUUAAAACCUUUUGUAAAUUGGGAAUACUUAUUUCAGUUUUCAAUUUCUUAAUACAAAAUAAUAUACAUAAUGAUUUUUUUCGAAUAAUAACGUCUUCUUUUUUUUUUGUCUUUUUAUUUUUCCUUCAUAUUUGUUUUAAAAUUGUUAUGAGGGACUUUAUGAUAUUUCAAUGCGAUUUAUUAUUGAACGAAUUUGGAUUUCUUUUAAUAUUUUUAAAUUUAAGUGAUUCUUAUUAUUUAAAAUAUUCCAACACACUUAUAAUUUGCAUCUUAAGAUUACUCUCUUUUAAAAUAUUGUUUAACUCAGCAGUUCGAAAGUUAGUUUAUGAUAGGAAAGCAUGGUUAAACUUGGACUGUUUUGAAAAUUUCUUUUACUCUCAACCUGUCCCUUCAAUUUUAUCAUAUAUAGCAAAUUGUAAAUUUGAUAAGAAACUAAUUUGUUUUUGUAUAAUAGUAUCUGAGAUAUUAUUUUCUUGGCUUGUAUUUUGUGCAUCACAUUUAAGGUUAUUCUUUUUUGGAAUAUUUGUUUGUAUACAUAUAACAUCAUACAUUAUUUGUAAUUACGUUUUUUUUUCUUAUAUUUGUCUUGUUUUAUUUCUCUCCUCUUUUGACGAUUCUACAUUAAGCCUCUUUUUUCCUUCGGGAAAUGCACCAGAAUUGUAUAUGAAUGACGCGCUUAUAUGUAUUCCAACAUUUAUAUUCAUUUGUUUUGUCAACACUAUAUUUUUUCUAUUUUAUCUGUUUAUUGUAUUUAUGAAUUGUGUCCCCUUUUUUCAGCAAUGGAAUAUAUACGAUUUGAAAUGUUUUCAUUUUUUUUAUCAAAUUCAUUAUGAAUUUUCAUGUUUGAAUAUAUGCAAUUCUUAUGCUAUGUUAACAUAUACAGGAUAUAAAAGAAAAGAAGUGGUUAUAGAGGAGUUGCAUAAAGUUGGAGAAUCGUAUGUAUGGAAAGAAGUACCUUUUAUAUAUAAGCCAAAUGAUUUGAAUAAAAUUGGUAAAGUAUUGUGGUGGGGACAUAUACCAAGACUCGAAUGGAAAUUUUUUUUUUUUCCGGACCAUCUUAAAAAAGAAGAUUAUAAGAAAAAUAUAUAUCCUUUAUAUAUAUGUUCUUUCUUGAAAAAAUUAUGUAAUAGGGAUUUAGACUUGAUGUCUAUAUUUGAGGACGAACAAAUGGAAAGUGUACCAUUGUUAAUCCGUUUGAUCUAUUAUGACUAUAAGAUGAUUAAAGAAGAGAAAAAUAUUAACAAUAAUAAUAAUAUGGAAAUGAAGACCUUAAACAACAAGAAAAAAAUUGAUAUUAUAGGAACCUUAAAAUAUAAGAAAGAAAAUAAAUAA